Trichoderma gamsii is the source of this 1125-nucleotide messenger RNA. RefSeq lists its product as hypothetical. The transcript has a single exon. Gene Ontology annotation, molecular function: NAD binding; oxidoreductase activity, acting on the CH-OH group of donors, NAD or NADP as acceptor. The coding region runs from base 1 to 1125 and encodes 374 amino acids. Lineage: Eukaryota; Fungi; Ascomycota; Sordariomycetes; Hypocreales; Hypocreaceae. The record is from RefSeq and is a predicted model, not a curated record.
AUGAUGCCGUCUGCUGCUAGACAAUCCUUUACAAAGGUGUCAAAGCUUCCUUCACUUGCAAUUAUCGAUGACUACCUCGGCACCUCCAAGCCUCACUUUGCGCACAUUCCGUCUACCAAGCUUCAGAUUACUACGUUCAAAGACACCAUCAAUCCUAUCAACGAAGCAGAGACUGCUCGCCUAGUUGAUAGACUGAAGCCUUUUGAAGCCAUUUCGGCGAUGCGCGAACGAACUGCUUUCCCCGGCUCGCUCUUGCGUAGCUUGCCCAACUUGAAGCUCUUGCUGGCCACCGGCACGCAGUUUGAGACGUUUGAUCUGGCUGCUGCUCGAGAGCUGGGAAUCACCGUCGUUGCUGCCCCCGGCCUUGGUCGAACAGAUGGACUCGAUGGUACGGCCUCGCAGACCAACAUCAAGAAGGGCACUGGGCACCCAACUACGCAGCACACAUGGGCUCUCAUCAUGGCUCUCGCCCGCAAUGUUGCCGCCGACGAUGCAGCGCUGAAAUCUGGCUCUGGAUGGCAGAACGGCUUAGCCAUGAGUCUGGCGGGGAAAACGCUGGCAGUUGUUGGGCUCGGGCGACUCGGCGCUGCUGUUGCUCGUAUCGGCCAUCUUGCUUGGGGUAUGAAUGUCGUGUGCUGGAGCGAGAACCUGACUCAAGAAAAGGCCGAUCGCGCUGCGGCCGAAGCUGGCUUGCCCUCUGGAGUAUUUCGAGUUGUGAGCAAAGAGGAGCUCUUCCGCAGCGCCGAUGUCAUCAGCCUGCACUAUGUGCUGAGCACUCGCUCGCGACAUACUGUUGGCGUCAAAGAGCUGGAACAGAUGAAGAGUUCCGCAAUCUUGGUCAAUACGUCUCGUGGACCACUCAUUGACCAGGCAGCUCUGCUCGAAACGUUGGAGCAAGGGGCCAUUCGCGGUGCCGCUUUGGACGUAUUUGAUAUUGAGCCGCUGCCCUUGUACAGUCCGUGGAGGAGAGCAAACUAUUGGGGCGAAGGAGGACGCUCACGGUUGAUUACUACGCCACACAUGGGAUAUGCUGAUGAAGGGCUGAUGAACGCAUGGUAUGCUGAGACGGCUGAGAAUGUGGAUCGCUGGGUAGCGGGCAAGGAAGUAUUACACCGCAUUGCUUAG